AUGGAAAACCAAACAGUAAUGUACGAGUUGGUUCUCAGUGCGUUGUCUGAUCUUCCAAGUCUUCAACUUCCGCUGUUUCUGCUCUUUCUCCUGAUCUACAUUUUGACUUUCAUUGGGAACCUUCUCAUCCUUUUCCUGAUCUUCACUGAUUCCCAUCUCCACACCCCCAUGUACUUCUUCCUUGGAACCCUGGCAUGUCUGGAUAUGGGCUACUCCUCAGUCACUGUCCCAAGAAUGCUCUUUGAUUUACUUACAAACAGAAGAAUCAUUUCUGUACCAGCUUGUAUAGCUCAGAUUUUCUUCUUCGUCUAUUUUGCUGCAUCAGAAAUAUUUGUACUGGCAGUGAUGUCCUAUGACAGAUACAUUGCUAUCUGCCGCCCUCUUCACUACAUGCAGAUAAUGACCUGGAAAGCUUGUGCUCAGCUUGUAUUAGCUGUGUUUGGUUUUGGCGCAUUAUAUUCCUUGGUGCACACUCUACUUUUAACAAAAUUAACUUUUUGCCGAACAAAUGCUUUGCAAAGUUUCCUUUGUGACCUGCCCCAGUUGCUUCGGAUCUCAUGUAGUGACACAUUCAUCAAUGUAUUGUUUGUAUUUCUGCUUGGGAUAUUAUGUGGACUAGGUAUAUUAGGUGUAACCUUUUACCCAUACAUCCCAAUAAUCACCACCAUUCUCAAAAUCCCAUCAAACCAAAUGAGAUCCAAAGCUUUCUCCACCUGCUCCUCCCAUCUAACUGUGGUCUUUUUGUUUUACGUGACUAUUUCCUUCAACUACUUCUGCUCAAUCGCCAAUGAAAGUUUUGCUAAAAACACCAAAGCCUCUAUAUAUUAUGCAAUAUUAACCCCCUUUUUAAACCCUCUGAUCUACAGUCUGAGGAACCAGGAGCUCAAAGCCUCAUUAAGCAGAGCUUUAAAAAUGGUUUUUACGCUAUUAGAGAAAUUGGGUGAAAAAUAA
Xenopus tropicalis (tropical clawed frog) is the source of this 951-nucleotide messenger RNA. RefSeq names its product olfactory receptor family 5 subfamily AR member 15 (gene or5ar15). Gene Ontology annotation, cellular component: plasma membrane; membrane. The record is from RefSeq and is a predicted model, not a curated record. Lineage: Eukaryota; Metazoa; Chordata; Amphibia; Anura; Pipidae. The transcript has a single exon. Gene Ontology annotation, biological process: G protein-coupled receptor signaling pathway; detection of chemical stimulus involved in sensory perception of smell; signal transduction. The coding region runs from base 1 to 951 and encodes 316 amino acids. Gene Ontology annotation, molecular function: G protein-coupled receptor activity; olfactory receptor activity.